AACUCCUUUAGUUAAACAUGGCUAGUGGUACGGCCAUAAUCUUGCUGCUAGCUGCAGGCCUGCUGGCCGCAGAAGCUGCUGCACCUUGGUGGAAAACUGCAUCGUUCUAUCAAAUCUAUCCGCGCUCCUUUAAGGACAGCACUGGCAAUGGCAUUGGCGAUUUGAAUGGCGUCACCGAAAAGUUGGAGUACCUCAAAGAAAUUGGCGUAACCGCCACUUGGCCGUCGCCAUUUCUGAAGUCACCCAUGGCCGACUUUGGCUAUGACAUCGAAGACUUCAAGGCUGUCGAUCCGCUGUUUGGCACUAUGGAUGAUUUUGAUCGCAUGAUGACGCGCGCCAAGCAGCUGAACGUCAAGAUCAUACUCGACUUUGUGCCCAAUCAUUCGAGCGAUGAGUGCGAUUGGUUCAAGCGCUCGGCUGCUGGUGAGGCCAAGUACAAGGAUUACUAUAUCUGGCAUCCGGGCUUUGUUGAGAAUGGCGUGCGCCGUCCACCCACCAAUUGGGUGAGCGUGUUCCGUGGCUCUGCCUGGGAGUGGCACGAGGGUCGCCAGGAGUACUAUCUGCAUCAGUUCCAUAAGAAGCAGCCCGACUUUAAUUUCCGCAAUCCUGUGGUGCGUGAGGAAAUGAACAAUGUGCUGCGCUUUUGGCUGGAACGUGGCGUCGAUGGCUUUCGUGUGGAUGCCAUUUAUCAUGCCUUUGAAGUGGAGGCCGAUGCCAAUGGCAACUAUCCGGAUGAGCCACGCAACGACUGGACCAACGAUCCAGAUGAGUAUGGCUAUACGCACAAGAUCUACACAGUGGAUCAGCCAGAGACGCCGCACUUGGUCUACGAGUGGCGUCAGAUUUUGGAAGACUUCCAGGCGCAGCAUGGCGGCGAUGAGCGCAUACUAAUGGUGGAGACCUGGUCACCCAUUGAGAUUGUCAUGCACUAUUAUGGCAAUGCAACGGCUGAGGGCGCACAGAUCCCCUUCAACUUCCAGCUGAUUAGCAAUCUGCAUCGUGACUCCGAUGCUUAUCACUACGAGUACCUAAUUAACAACUGGCUAUCGCUAAUGCCGAGCGGCAAGAGCGCCAACUGGGUGAUUGGCAACCAUGAUAAGAAUCGUGUGGGCUCACGCUUUGGCGCCGAUCGUGUUGAUCUCUUCAAUAUACUGCUGUUGACGCUGCCUGGCUGCAGCAUAACCUACCAGGGUGAGGAGCUGGGCAUGCUGGAUGCUUACAUCUCCUGGGCCGACACUGUCGAUCCGCAGGCCUGCAAUGGCGCCGAGGCCAACUACAUGGCCAUGUCACGUGAUCCUGCGCGCACGCCCAUGCAGUGGUCGGAUGAGAAGUUCGCUGGCUUCACCACAGGCUCGAGCACUUGGCUGCCAGUGGCUCAGGACUAUGCGCAGCGCAAUGUGCGCAAGGAGCGCGGCGUCUCGCUCAGUCAUUUGAAUAUUUUCAAGCGGCUGCAGCAGCUGCGCCAAGAGCCGUCCAUGCAGCAAGGCAAUGCUGAAAUCAAGGCCGUCAGCAAAUAUGUUUUGGCGGUCAAACGUCACAUGAGCGGCAGCUAUGUCUACAUAUCGCUGUUUAAUAUUUUCAACUCGAUUGAGAAUGUUAACUUGAACGGCGUGUUCAGCGGCUUGCCCGACAACUUCCAGUACGCUUUGGUCACGGACAAGUCCAUCAGGCAGCUGAGUGACAAAGUGUCCGCUGGCAGCGUCACCUUAAUGCCCCAUGAGUCGAUUGUUUUGCGUUCUACUGAAAUGCUUUAAUCAGCUGAUGCGAUACCACUUACAAUUGUAGGUACUACAUGCAUUAAAUAAAACAAAUAAAAUUGCCCUGCAAAUCCCACUGGGGUUCAGGCUUUAUUUUUGCACUUGAA
Molecule: messenger RNA, 1864 nt
Organism: Drosophila busckii
Lineage: Eukaryota; Metazoa; Arthropoda; Insecta; Diptera; Drosophilidae
Product: maltase A3
Exons: 4
Coding region: 18-1754 (578 amino acids)
Biological process (GO): carbohydrate metabolic process
Source: RefSeq, a predicted model, not a curated record